Penicillium maclennaniae is the source of this 1269-nucleotide messenger RNA. Its product is annotated as acyl-CoA dehydrogenase family protein. Lineage: Eukaryota; Fungi; Ascomycota; Eurotiomycetes; Eurotiales; Aspergillaceae. The transcript is spliced from 7 exons. Gene Ontology annotation, molecular function: flavin adenine dinucleotide binding; acyl-CoA dehydrogenase activity. The coding region runs from base 1 to 1269 and encodes 422 amino acids. The record is from RefSeq and is a predicted model, not a curated record.
AUGUCCUCAAAGGCCCCAUUCGGAGAUCCCCAGUGGCAUACACAGACAGACUCGCCUAACUACCGCGAGUCUCACAGAGCUCUGCAAAAGGAAAUUCGCGCAUACGUGGACAAGGAAAUCCGCCCGUUUUGCACGGAGUGGGAACAACAGGGAUGCAUUCCUGACAAAGUUGUUGCAAGGCACGCCAAACUCGGAUACUUUGCCGCCUCGGCAUAUCCCAUCCCAGUUGACUAUGUGCAGGGAAUUCGACUCCCAGGCGGAGUUGCGCCGGAAGAGUGGGACGUGUUCCAUGACUAUAUUGUCAUCGAUGAGAUGGCCCGAUGCGGCCACCUGGGCGUCGUUUGGGGUAUCAAUGGCGGAUCUACCGUUGGGUCUCCUCCCUUGAACCAUUAUGGCUCUGUUGAACAGAAGAAGCGCUAUCUCGGCCCGCUCCUGCGGGGACAGCAGAGGCACUGCUUGGCCGUGACCGAGCCUGGGUCCGGAUCCGAUGUUGCUGGCAUCGAGACGGUUGCUGAGAAGUCGGUAGAUGGCCGCCACUGGGUGAUUAAUGGCUCAAAGAAAUGGAUCACUCAAGGCCAGAAAGCCGACUACUGUCUGACAGCUGCACGCACGGGAAUGUCAGGUGCAAAAGGAUUAUCGAUGUUUAUGAUCCCGAUGAAUGCCAAAGGGGUUACCAAGCGGAAGAUGACGAACUCAGGCGUCAGCUCCAGUGGAUCCACAUACAUUGAGUUUGACGAUGUUGUCGUCCCGAGUGAGGAUUUGGUUGGAGGAGAGGGUGAAGGGUUCGCAAUCAUCAUGUCUACCUUCAACCAUGAGCGAAUUUGGAUGGGUAUUAACGCAUUGCGGUUGGCUCGCGUGUCCCUGGAAGACGCGUACGAUCAUGCGCUGCGUCGUGAGACAUGGGGUAAGAAGUUGAUCGAAAACCAGCUACUCCGAGUCAAGUUCACCGAAAUGGCGCUCCUUAUUGAGACUUGCCAUUCGCUUAUGGAGAACGUGGUACAGCGCUCUCGUCUAGUGUCCGCGUCAGAUGUGGAGCUCGGAACGUGGGCCGGUAUCCUGAAGGUACAGGCAGCUCGCACUUUGGAGAAGGUAAACCGAGAGGCACAGCAAGUAUUUGGGGGUCUUGGAUAUUCUCGGGGCGGCGCCGGCGGUAGAGUUGAACAGAUUAGUCGCGAUGUUCGGGUCAUCGUUGUGUCUGGUGGCAGCGAGGAGAUCCUGCUCGACAUGAUCAUCAAGCUUCAGCGAAAGCUCGCUGCAGCACGCCUUUGA